This is a messenger RNA of Esox lucius (northern pike), 2031 nucleotides long. It is a transcript of the gene flot2b, whose product is annotated as flotillin 2b. The coding region runs from base 513 to 1682 and encodes 389 amino acids. The transcript has 10 exons. Gene Ontology annotation, cellular component: plasma membrane. Gene Ontology annotation, biological process: regulation of myoblast differentiation; protein localization to plasma membrane. Lineage: Eukaryota; Metazoa; Chordata; Actinopteri; Esociformes; Esocidae. The record is from RefSeq and is a predicted model, not a curated record.
AUCUAGUGAUCUGAAUGUUCAUUUAUAAAAAAUUAAAUAAAAAAUAAGUAGGCUAGUAUGACUUAGGCAUUUAAUGUCAGAAAUGUUUUGCCAAGCUAUCUCCCUUGACUUGUCAAUUGCGGCAGUAUUGCCCUUUUUGGUGAUGACUCCUAUAAAUUCUUAAUAAAGUCCCAUCGGCAUGGUUUGUUCCGCUGUUCAGAAGGUCACCACUCUAGUUUUCGCUUCUUUUUUGCGAUAUUGUAUCUGCAUUUCGAUGAUCGCUUAUUUUGGACUGCUUUAAGACACGGCUAAAUUGUGUUAAUGGAACUGCUUGAGCCCAAAGUGGAAGUUGGCGUUCAUUCAAACCGGGCUUUUUCAAUUAAGCGAGGAUUUCAUUAGCGGUGUUGAUAGAAUACCCCCCAGGUGUCCCUGUGGUUACAGGACCGGGCAUGUCAGUGCCUUCCCUGAGCAAACGUUUUUGAGGACUAUGCUUAUUGCCGGACCACGUAAGCGAAGCCGGCCAAGAAGAGCGAAUGUCUCUUACUGAGAUUACGCUAGAGAUUAUGACACUACAACCCAAGUGUGAGGACGUUGAGACUGCAGAGGGGGUUGCCAUCACUGUCACUGGGGUGGCACAGAUCAAAGUAAUGACAGAUCAUGAUCUUCUGGCAAUUGCUUGUGAGCAGUUUUUGGGCAAAUCUGUCCCCGAAAUCAAAGGAGUAGUUUUGCAAACCUUGGAAGGACAUUUACGCUCAAUUCUAGGCACACUGACAGUGGAGCAGAUUUAUCAGGACAGGGACAAGUUUGCUCAGCUCGUGAGGGAGGUGGCUGCCCCCGACGUGGGCAGGAUGGGCAUUGAGAUCCUAAGUUUUACCAUCAAAGAUGUCUAUGAUAAACUGGACUACCUGAGUUCGUUGGGGAAGACCCAGACCGCAGCAGUCCAGAGGGAUGCAGACAUCGGUGUGGCUGAGGCAGAAAGAGAUGCUGGGAUAAGGGAAGCAGAGUGCAAGAAGGAGAUGAUGGAUGUCAAAUUCCUAGCUGACACCAAAAUGGCUGACUCCAAACGAGAACUAGAACUCCAGAAGGCUGCUUUCAACCAAGAAGUCAACACCAAGAAAGCUGAGGCCCAGCUGGCCUAUGAACUGCAGGCAGCUAAGGAACAGCAGAAAAUCCGUCUGGAGGAGAUUGAGAUUGAGGUGGUUCAGAGGAAGAAGCAGAUCACCAUAGAGGAAAAGGAGAUUGACCGCACAGAGAAGGAGCUCAUUGCCACUGUGAAGAGGCCUGCAGAGGCUGAGGCAUACAAGAUGCAGCAGCUGGCUGAGGGGCAGAAGAUGAAGAAAGUUCUGACAGCCCAGGCAGAGGCAGAAAAGAUUCGUAAGAUAGGAGCGGCAGAAGCUGGCUCCAUUGAGGCUAUAGGGAAAGCUGAGGCUGAGAAGAUGAGGCUGAAGGCUGAGGCCUACCAGCAGUAUGGAGAAGCAGCCAAGACGGCUCUGGUCCUGGAGGCCCUGCCCAAGAUUGCAGCCAAGGUGGCGGCACCUCUGGGCAGGACCAAUGAGAUUGUCAUCCUGAGUGGGGAGGGCAACCGUGUGACGGGCGAAGUGAACCGCCUCUUGGCAGAACUUCCUGCCUCAGUCAACGCCCUCACUGGAAUUGACCUAUUAAAGAUCCCACUACUGCAGAGGAUGACUGAUGCUCAGGCCUGAAAACAAUCACUCCCUUCUACUCUGUUAUGCUGCCUUCAAUACACUUGAAAUGAUUUUUUGAAAUAUAUGAAUAUAAAGUGGAUUUUUUUAAACCUCUGGUGCCUUAAUUUCUACAGGACCAGAAUAUCUGCAUGUACUGCUGCUCCUUUGUAUACUGUAUGUACCUGUUCAUUUCACUACUUUCUGAAUCACUGAAGCUUUUUACAAUAAGUAGUUAACAAAGGAUGCAUUGUCAUUCAGCAUGAAUCUUUUUUUAACACAUACAGGUACAUCUAAAAAAAGUAGAAUAUUGUGGAAAGUUCUAUUUUUUUUUUUCGUUAUUCACAUCAGAAAGCGAUACCUUCAUAUA